AAGAAAACCUUCAGACUUCAGGAACACAUCACAGAGCGAUAACAAACCAUAAAAAGGGUCAAAAAUUCUUCUACAAUGAGUAACACGAGUCCCCCACCUCUGACAAAUCCAAUUCCUACUGAACCGGCAGAAGAUAGCGCUGUGAGCAAUAACUAUUUUACAGCCAUUGGUGCCCUCAUCCUCAGCUUGGUCUUCCUCCUGGGUGUCCCUGGAAAUCUCUUCAUUGUCUGGAGCAUCCUGGCCCGCUGCCGACAACGCUCAGUCACCACCCUCCUCAUCCUCAACUUGGCAUGUGCUGAUGGGUUCCUCAUGGCUCUCACCAUCUUUUUCAUCAUGUACCUGGUCAUGCAGUCGUGGGUCUUUGGUAACACCAUGUGCAAAAUUGUGUUCUACCUGUGCAACUCCAACAUGUAUGCGUCAAUCUUUCUGAUAACCCUGAUGAGCGUGAACAGGCUGUUGGCCAUAGUCUUUCCACACACACUGUAUCACCUGAUCACCAGGAAGGUUGUGAGGAGGGUGAUCCUAGGCACGUGGAUGUUCGUGAUGGUCAUUUCCAUUCCCUCGUUGGUGUUUCGAGCUGUUACUGCUCAAAACAAAACAAAACUUGUGUGUGCACCCAAUCACACACUGUCUGAACAUGUGAGGCUUCAGUACACCACUGAGACAGUGGCAGGAUUCAUUAUUCCUUAUGCAAUCAUUAUAACCAGCUACGUUCUCAUCCUGAAACGCCUGAGGGAGACCAGGUUUCAACGAUUGUAUGGUAUGGCUGAGUCAACCCGAGCGGUGACCUCAACUUUGGCCUUCAUCAGCAGCUGUGCUAACCCGGUCCUCUACACCUUUGCUGGGAAAUCCUAUAUCAAGAAUAAUGGCUUUGCCUUUAUGGCUAAGCUGUUUGAGGGAACAUCAUCGGAGCAAACAGGAACCAAAAGCACCCAGUUCACAGCAAAAGACGAUCUGGGAAAGAAUAACGUUGAUUCUGAAAAUCAUACAGUCUGCCGGACUUUUGGCUCCAUGAUCCCGUCGUGGUUUGUGCACGUGGAGGCUCAGUUCACCCUUCCUGUCAUCUCGACUGACGACACGAAGUAUCACCAUGUGGUGGCCUCGCUCAACCCGUUAGCCACCUGUCGUGCAAUUACCCUCCUCCGGGACCCACCCGCCCAAGGGAAAUAUGCCGCCCUUAAGGAACUGCUUCUUCAGCGCUAUGCCCUGUCCGAUGCGGAGCGAGCCGAAAAGCUUCUCUCCCUCUCAGGCCUGGGUGUUGGCAGACGGUCGGUGGCGGCCAUGCAGACAUUUUAG
This is a messenger RNA of Neolamprologus brichardi, 1296 nucleotides long. The record is from RefSeq and is a predicted model, not a curated record. NCBI's taxonomy places the organism in Eukaryota, Metazoa, Chordata, Actinopteri, Cichliformes, Cichlidae.